UUAGUCAGACCUGUUGUGGACAUCUCUUCAAGUCCAGAAAACAGCACAUUACCCAUUGGUGCCUCCAUUACCCUGAAUUGUACAGCGGAGCCCAGAAAAGAAGAUGCAAUGUAUCUGGAUAGAUAUGUCGAUUAUAUCGAGUGGUACGAUCCACAGGAUAACAAAGUUGUAGCUAAGUGCAAGCAGCCUUCAAAAGGAAGAAAAAAACGUUUAAGUUGCCCAUUAGCGCUUAAAAAUCUGACAGUUGACAAAUUUGGUCGCUACAACUGCCAAGCCGGCAAUGGUUACAUAAAGCACUGCACAAGGAAAUCAUUUGAAGUAGUGAUUCAAGGUAAGAAAACCAGGCUUAUCAUACCCUUAAUAAACAAUUAUUCCACUCGUGCUUGUUGGAUAUGCGAUGAUAGAUUGCCAACGAGGCUCAUAGGGCAGAAUUGACUAUAAUCGUCUCAUAUCCAACAAGCGCGAAUGGAAUAAUUGAUUUAUAGAAAAUGCCUCAAAACGUAUACACAAAAAUCUUCCCAACUUUAUUUUGCAUGAACAAACGGAACGUUACAAUGUACCAAAACACUUCCGGUUUGAUUCGUCUUCAUGCUCACACAUGGUAAAAUGACCCACAGCCCAUAAUGGCUAAUCUAAUGAAAACUCUUGAAUUGCAUUAUCCAAUGAUCCAGUUUUAAAUAUAUGAAAGUAGACAUCAUUUGUUUCUUAAUGCAAAGGUAGAUACCGAAGAUGUUUAAUUCAGGACUAAGGGGCCUCGAAUAAUCAGCUUCUAAGAAACCCCUAGAAUGUAUGGACAGGCAAGUCCAAUUCAUAAUUCAUUGCAAAAGGAAAAUUCCGCUGUGGUAAUUGGCUAACAAGACCCGAAAUGCACUGUUCAAAGAACGAAAUUCUUCACGCAGAUAACGAUUAAAUUUGAAUCAGGAGCAAUUCGAUUGACCUGUCCAAAUGCAUAUCAUAUUACUCGGUACAGUCGAACCUGUAUUAAGCGGUCAUUCUCUGGGAUCGGUGGUGACCGCUUAAUGUAGGUUGACCUCUUAAUACAGGCUCUACGGAUAAGGGGUAUUAUUAAAAAUGAUAAUAAACCGAAAAAACAAAAGCAAAGUUGAAACAAACACAACGCCACUAAUGCCACUGUUAUAAUUGACCACUUUAUGUGCAGAAUCUCGAUCAAAGAUACUAUUAACUUCGAUUUUGGCAGAGAAGCAUAAAUUAAAAAAAUUAUUUGAAGGAUCAUACUUAUUUUUAUUCGAGUGGUUGGGCUAUAAGUGGCUGUUAACCUCUUAAUACAGGCUCUACGGAUAAGAGGUAUUAUUAAAAAUGAUAAUAAACCGAAAAAACAAAAGCAAAAUUGAAACAAACACAACGCCACUAAUGCCACUGUUAUAAUUGACCACUUUAUGUGCAGAAUCUCGAUCAAAGAUACUAUUAACUUCGUUUUUUGCAGAGAAGCAUAAAUUGAAAAAAAUUAUUUGAAGGAUCAUACUUAUUUUUAUUCGAGUGGUUGGGCUAUAAGUGGCUGUUAAAACAGGUGGAGGGCAAUACAAAGAGGCCGUUGGGACUUUGUUGAUUACGACCGCUAAGUAGAGGUAACCGCUUAAUAAAGGUAAAAAUUAUAGUGAUUAAGGGGAAACAAACUGAGGACUUUGGCAACCGACAAACACUAAUUCAAGCGACUGCUUAAUACAGGGGUGGUCGCUAAAUACGGUGCCGGCGAUGCUGUAGCAUAAAAAAAACCUACAUAUUCUUUGGAAGAUGAGAAAAGAAUUAUUUUGUGAAAAAAAAAAAAAAAAAAAAAAAGAAAGAAGAAUGAUGAUAACACUCUGGGAAGGGAGGGUUGGCCUGAAAUAGUUCCUUCUGGGUACCUGUAUAAGCAGUUCAUCUUCUUGUGUGGCAUAAAAGUGUGAUAAUGAAAAUAUCCUCUCGUUCUGCCGUCAUUUGCUUAUGAAAUUAACUUCAUACCAGAUUAUCUCAGUAACAAAAGGGGAUAUUUAUUGCAAUGUAUUUUUCCCUACAGGUCUUGCGCCAGAGUUAUUAGAAGUUCCUCGCAACCAAAGCAUUGAUAUAGGGGCCAAUGUAACUUUCAACUGCACCGCCACAGGUCUUCCUAAGCUAAGCAUUUCAUGGAUCAAAAACAGUGAUUCAUCUGCCUUACAAACCAACUCAAGGGUGACAUUCAGUUCAAGUUAUAACAAUUUAAGUUCAUCAAAAAACCACAAAACCAUGCAAGGCCAGCUGUUUAUUACAGGAGCGAAGAAAGAAGAUUUUGGCAAAUAUCAAUGUGAGGCCAAAAACAGUGCUGGUAAAAAUUUGUCGCUGCCAGCUUUCUUAACCUCGAAAGAUUCAGGUUAGACAUGAAUAUGCAUUAGUGUAUGUUUGUCCUCCCUAUCACUUCAAAGUUGAAAACCCACGAAGUCUUCCCGUUGCAUGUCAACUCAGUCUCCCAGUUGAAAUUUCCCCAACACCAAGUAAGCGAGAUAAGCUCGGCUUUUGGAUGAUUGCUUCUUGGUGUACAUUUCCGUAGAUUAUAAAAACUCUCGGAGUGUUACCAGAGUAUCAAGAGCUAGAAAAUGAGCAGUUUUCUGUGAAAUGUUUAUACAAAUUUUUUAAGUUGUCAUUUGAGUUUCACCCGGUCACUGUACCUCCUCAGUCUUCUUAUCAUCAAGACUCCCCUUUAAGUUCAAUUCUCUUCAAACCGGGUCAUUCGAGCGGCAAAAAAGCCUUGGGCCCCGACAUCCACAAAAAAGAUUACAAAUGAGACAAUUCAUAAUGUCCCAUUCAUUCAUAUUGAUUAUUUUUGAUUCAAUUUGGUAGAUGACCAGAAACCUGAGAUCGUUGAAGGUCCAAAGAACCAAAGUGUCCUGAUGGGUUCCAAUGCUACCUUAAGCUGCACUGCUAGGGGUCUCCCAAGGCCAAAAAUCCGCUGGAUAAAGGACAAUUCUUCAUACCCUUUACAGUCUAAUCUCAGAGCACGUGUCAUUCCAGACGGGCCAACCAAUCGCAGCCAGCUUUUUAUAUCGAGAGUAGAGAUGGAAGACUAUGGAAAAUAUCAAUGCAUUGCAAAUAAUAGCAUUGGAAGAAGCCAAUCAGGAGUGGCUGUCUUGAACAAAGGUUAGUUUUUUUUAAAACACGGUAAGAGGGGUCCUUCUUAACUACAAGUGCUGUUCUUAAGAACAACGUGUUUUUUUAUAAUUUGUCCACAGCGACUCCUACUCUCAUCCCCGUUAAAAGAGAGCCGGAAAAUUCAGCAUCUCAGACAACUAUAGUCGCUGUAUCAUGCACUUUGGCAGCUGCUGUUAUUUGUGUAGUCACUGUGUUUGUGUGGAAUCGGCGUAGAAAUCGUGACAAGGAGGUAAAUAAUACGUUUCGUGACAUCCCCACACAGAGUAAUGAUCUCCUCUGUCCGUUAUGCGACUUUGCUUGUGCUGGCGUCCAGAGGAAUGCUGGGAUUGACCAGCCAAGAAUCAUGCAGUUUCCUAAGGGGGUAAGAUGCAGAGUCGAGAAAAACUUCCCAAUUUAACCGAUUAUUAUCAUUAUUAUUGUUAUUAUUAUUAUUACGAGCUAUUUUCCCUUUCGUGGUGAUUUCCGUCAGUUUGGCCUUAUUUGGCAAAAUUCGGCCUUUAAAAUGAGUCAAGGCCUAGGAAAAUGUCCAUUUCUGUCCCUACUUCGUCUACUCUAAAUUGUCCUUUCCCCCACUUUGAGUCAGUAAAUAUCUCAUGCAGAAACAAGCAGGGGCUUGCGCGACCCAUAUUCACGGGAUUUAUGAAGCAGUUCAAACUGAAAAAAAGCUAUAUUCCUUACUUACCUCAGAAUUAUCACACUUGAGGAUUAUCGUUGUGAAAGAUGGUGCGUCUAUUUCAAUUUGUUUCCUUCCUUAUAAAACAGACGCUAUUUAAAUCGCAUACGACUAGUAAAUCAAAGUGCGAGAGAUUUUAGUUCGUCGAGUUUAAAUGCAUGAUUAUGAAGGGGUCUCAAACAAAUGAUAGUGAUGAUAAAUCUUGGAUAGAUAUCACAAUUGCCUAUUCUCUUAAAUUAUAUGACAGGGACGAAAACUUGCCGCAAAGGUGUAUCUGAAAAAAGGUCAACAGUUGAAAAAUGGGAUACAGGACCUUGGAAACAAUCGGUCGCCCAAUAGCCAAACCAUCGAAACUCCCGAGGAAAGGCUUCUGUUAGUGGGGGAUGGAGUUGGGGAGAGACUGCCUCCAGACGGAAGCGAGCAGGAUGAUUUGGUGCAAGGAAUAAAAGAAAGAGGUCAAGAGAGAUUAGAGUCGGGUGAGGGGAUUGCUGGUGGUCACAUUUUCACACCUGAUAAGCACCUAGGUGUCGACGAACAGCGGGAUUGUGGAGAGAUAUCUAAAGAGACCGAGGAAGAAUCUGAAAACUUGGAAAAUCUUGAAGUGUUUGAUGAAAUACUCGGAGAGGGCGAAUUUGGAAUCGUCUACAAAGGUCGCUAUGGUGGAAAAGACGGAAACAUAACAGAUGUAGCUGUGAAAAAGCUAAAAGGUAGGUACACGAAAUCGAAAUGUCUACUUGUUAAUUCCUAAAUACAGUGGCAUACCUCUAAACUGAUUUUCCUUUUUCGAAGCUAUGCGCCAUCUUAAUUUUUUCACCAUUUUUCCUCUGAACACUUUCUGCAGCCCUAACCAAGCCAGUUUUUUCCAUACGUAAUUUUGUUACCAUAGCCAGAUACGAUGAGCGAACUACGUAAAAUGAAGCAAUUUAAGAAAUUCCCUUUUUUUUUUUCUCUACGUCAUUGUAGACCCUAGUGCCAUUGCCAAAGAAACCCUGCUUAAUGAGAUAAGGACCUUAAAGCAAGCUGGGAAACAUCCUAAUAUUGUCACUUUGAUUGGCACAAGGAUAGAGGAAGGUAAGUCAGUUUUCGGCGAUGCAAUGCCGUCUUAGAAAUAUGCGUGUUUACUUGGUGAUUGACAGUAACAAGGUAACGUUUCAGCCGUGUGUAAGACCAGUUAGAACAGUGCAUAUACUGACCUUAUGAUUAAAGACAGAUAAGUUCACUUAAUACGUGUCAUGUUAAAAAUCUGUGCUUCUUGAUCGGAAAACAUUUUUUUUCUGGGCUAAAUUCAGGGAAGUUCAUGUGAAAUUUUUUUCCUAUUUUUUGGGCACCAACUAAACCUAAAUUACCGAUCGCGACCAAUAAUUUCCAAUUUCUUUCUCUUGUCAACUCUAAUGUGUUUUCUCUACUCUCUCAAGGAAACGUUCUUGUGGUCACUGAAUUGAUUCAUGGAGGCAGUCUGGAAAAUCUUUUGAGGUCGCCAGGGGAAAGGAACAAUUAUCAUAAUAUCUGCUGUAAGCUGAAUGACCGGCAACUGGUCACAGUUGCAUUUCAGAUCGCCAUGGGAAUGCAGCACUUAGAGGAGAGAAAGGUAAGACCGGCUGGCAGUGUGUAGAAAUGUAAAGGUAAAUUUGCCAACCUUCCAUUAAAGGUGACUGUUCUCAAGAGAUUGGAGACAGUGGAUAAUCUCUUUCUGUACUAAAUAUAACGUUCGAGGUUUCGAAGUGGCUUAAAGACACAUUGACGAUCUCUGGCAUUUUGGUUUAGGCCAUCCAAUCAUUCUUGAGCCUCAGUCAAGAAAAAUAUAUAUAACGUGGGCAAUCCCAGCUUGUAAAUUGGCUUCAGGACACCUUGAGGAUCUUUCGCGCUUUCGUAUGGGCCACUCCAUCAUUGAGCGUCUCUAAGGAAAAAAUUAUACAUUGUCUUUUCUCACAGUUUGUCCAUCGCGACUUAGCAGCGAGGAAUAUUUUAGUUGAUGCCAACUUGGUGGCUAAAGUUGGAGACUUUGGAUUAGCCAGGGACAUAUCCGCUGCUGGUAUAUACACCAUAACCUCCAGCGUAAGUACGCUUUGCAAUCAAAAUCAACAACUAAACAGAAAAAUGAAAGAAACUGAAAUGCAUUUAAAUUGAUACUCUUCCUCGGUACAAUCGAGCAGAAUAAAUGAAUUUAUUCUAACGACAUAAUUUACAUUGAAACUCUCAAUUAGCUGUGUAUUAUGUGACACGUUUACUUAAUUAAUCAUAACAAUUAUAAUUUCUUCAAAUGCGAUUGAUGCACAAGGCGCUUUAUAUUUCACAAAUUUUUCCGUAGAUUUGUAAUCGGACAGUUGGUUGUAAUUGGACACCUGUAAUCGGACAGUUUAAGCAGCCAAUCCUACCCAGCCAAAUCCACCGAACACAGAAUUGAUUACAUUAACUAUAGAAACAACCAUUUUACCCAAAAAAACUGGGGAGUUUCGUGACAAACAAAUCGGACUCCCGCUUCGUGACCGUCUGAUUUGUCAAUCACUCGUAUAAUUACAGACCGAAUUGGACUGCAGUCAGUCUUAUUACCAUUAUUAGUUAUGGAAUAGUGUCUGAACCUAUGGUUAUGUUAAUAACAAUAACAAUAACAAUAAUGGGCACGGUAACUAUCACUCUGGUUUUUUUACUGGAAAUCAAUAAUAAUUACAAACCAUUAUAUAUCUUAACGUCGAAAAAGAACUCGCUUACUAUAAUGAAUGCACCCUUCCGAUUCAUAAGUCAUCCGCUUCACAGUUCCAAAGGGCAUUGCCUGCACUACAAACAGUAACUUGCUCACAUGAAUCUAUCUUUUCAACAGGGCAAGGUUCCGUGGAGAUGGUCGUCGUUAGAAUCUCUACGAGAUCUGCAUUUUACAUCCAUGAGUGAUGUCUAAGUUUCAUUUUGUCUUUGUCAGUUUUCUGUCUCUUGACUUCGAGUCGAAAGUAUUGCCUAGUUGAAAGGAUUUCCGAAAAAAAAAAACUUCUGCCGUGCGCUCGAUUAUAUCCCUUGGAGCAAUGUCAUGGUUACAUCUGGGCUUUCUUUCACGUUUUUUGUUUGUCUUCAUGUACAUGUACAUGCAUGCAUAGUGUAUCUAUACCUAUUUGCAUUUAUGGACACACCAUGGGAACUAAGCGUGACUUAAGAAAUUCCUUCCUUCAAAUCGAGCAUCAUAUGCACAUAUUACCUGAUUGAAAUUAAUACUAGAGGCAAGGUCUACAUAAGAGGAAAGACUCAACGAAGUUUUGAGUGAUGUAAAUAUCCAUUAAACACUAAAAGAAUACAACGAGACUCGAUCUUUAAUCAAUUCAGCGCUAAUCGUUCGAAUUCUUUACUCACUGAAGUUAUUAACCCUUUCACUCCCAAGAUCUCACUGUUAAUUCUCCUUACUGUCUGCCACACAAUUCUUUAGCUUCUAUUCGGAGAAUUUGGUAUGGGCUCAACUAAUGAUCUCUUUAUUGGUAAUUUUUUUAAAAAUUAAACCGUCUUUUUUUAAAUCACAUCAUUUGCCUGCUUGAUAUUGUAUUGAUAUUGUAAGGAGAAAUUCUGUUUUGGGCUAAGACCUUGAUGCUUAUUUGCAGGUGGUCUUUUGGUAUCGUUCUAUGGGAAAUCACCACUUAUGGUAAGUGUGAUGUGUUACUAUGUGCGACUUAAACGACAUCUUAUGAACUACAAAUCAUAUUCUCGUCAUGAGGCUCCAAUCCGUAAAGCAGCCCAAAGUUAGCAAGGCUGUUCUGUAAAGCUAAACAUAUAGACGCAAGCAUUUUCAUUUUGGAAAUGACUUUGGCCAGUCAGACGAAACUAAACAAGAUGAGAAGACCGCUUCCAGGUAUAGGUUGUGCUCGUGUCAAACAUUUUAUACGUGCUAUAUCUUAUUUAUUACAGUGCUGCACUUAAUUUAUCUACCUAAAUCAGCCAUAUAAAGUCUUUGCAAGUCUCUAUUUAUUAACAAAGUUAUUGCUGAAAUACUUAUUGUCUUAAAUGAUAUUCUUUAAAAACUGAAAUCGUUAAAUCAUCUUAUUUCCGCCAAACAGGUGAGUUGCCGUACCCUGACAUCACAGGGCCAAUUGCCUUAGUAACUCGACUUGCUUCGGGAUACCGGAUGCCUCGUCCCGAUCGAUGUUCGGAAGAACUGUAAGCUAUAAAGUCCUAAAUAAUGCUAGUAAAAUUCAAUUGAAUCAUUGAAUAUCAAGAAGGCUUUAAAAAAUGGACGUUUACCUCCCGGAUUUUUCUAAAAAUAAUUGAAAAGCGUUCUACCUUUCGAGCAAAGUCUCGCAAGAUCCGUUGACACUCAAUAUUUCUCGUUGAAAAUCAAAACGAUGCAUUAAGCUAAGUGAAUCAGUUGUGAUGAUUUAAGAACAAUUUGUGCAUCAAAUCAAAUGUCACAUUCGGCCAAUAUGUGAUCUUUCCAAUGAUCAUUUUCGUGAGUUCAAAAUCACCUCUUUGCACCCCUUUCCACGCUUGGUAUGGUCCAUUCAGAUGCUGAGAGUAUCAGUUGCAAGAUAAUGUCAGCUGAUACUGUAUUGAAUUUUUAGAUAUGAGCUCAUGAGUUCUUGUUGGAAAGAAAAUCCUUUGAUGAGACCAGCCUUUUCGCAGAUCGCCCAGCAGCUGAAGAAUUUUUUGCGAGAAGUGAAGGUAAUUAAUGGUUGUAUUUAGAAGCUUUCCAUUUCUUCCCUUCCUUUCGCUUUUCUCAAAAUUAUAUCUGCCCUCUUCUUCCUCCUUCCAUUUAUUCAUCUUUGCUUCCCUUUACCCUUCCAUGGAUCCGUCUGUCACUCUGUCAGUCGUUCUGAUAAACCUUUUAUCGUUGACUGCAUCUAUCGACCCAUCCAUUCGUACACAUAGUCAUCCAUCCACUUGCUUUUCCGUCUAACUAUAUAACCUUAACUUCCAUUCGUUCCUUCAUCUGCUUAUUCGUAAGUUCAUUCUUUCUUAGAUUUAAUUCUUAUACGGUAAAACCGUUAUUUCUAUCCUUAUUCGUAUUUUUUUGCGACUAAUUUAUUCAGAGGACAUAUACAAAUAUCACAGAGUUCAACGAUGGAGAAGCUUGA
Messenger RNA from Pocillopora meandrina, 8838 nucleotides. Lineage: Eukaryota; Metazoa; Cnidaria; Anthozoa; Scleractinia; Pocilloporidae. The record is from the annotation of a GenBank genome assembly.